Messenger RNA from Rhodamnia argentea, 1206 nucleotides. RefSeq names its product agamous-like MADS-box protein MADS2. Bases 202 to 951 code for a protein of 249 amino acids. The record is from RefSeq and is a predicted model, not a curated record. The transcript is spliced from 8 exons. Gene Ontology annotation, biological process: positive regulation of transcription by RNA polymerase II. Gene Ontology annotation, molecular function: protein dimerization activity; DNA-binding transcription factor activity, RNA polymerase II-specific; RNA polymerase II cis-regulatory region sequence-specific DNA binding. Gene Ontology annotation, cellular component: nucleus. Lineage: Eukaryota; Viridiplantae; Streptophyta; Magnoliopsida; Myrtales; Myrtaceae.
CUUCCCAGGGUUUCCAUUUCUUCCACAGAAGGCACUCAUCCUUUCUUAUCUCCUUUUGGGUACUCUCUGCUCUCAUGCUCCUUUCAUAAAGUUUUCUCAUCUCUUAACCAAGACUGGUAAGAGAGAGAGAGAGAGAGAGAGAGAGAGAGAGAGAGAGAGAGAGGGGGGGUUUAUUAUUGAGAGUGUGUGAGUGUGUUAAAAAUGGGAAGGGGGAGGGUGGAGCUGAAGAGGAUAGAGAACAAAAUCAACAGGCAAGUGACCUUUGCCAAGAGGAGGAAUGGGAUCCUCAAGAAGGCUUAUGAGCUCUCGGUCCUCUGUGAUGCCGAGGUCGCUCUCAUCAUCUUCUCCAGCCGUGGCAAGCUCUAUGAGUUCUGCAGCAGCUCUAGCAUGAUGAAAACACUUGAAAGGUACCAAAAGUGCAGCUAUGGUGCACAACUCAACACAAGCCGCUCAAUCGAUGAGACACAGAGCAGCUACCAGGAAUACUUAGGGCUAAAAGCAAGAGUUGAGGUCCUCCAGCGAUCUCAAAGGAACCUGCUUGGGGAAGAUUUGGGUUCACUAGACAGUAAAGAGCUUGAGCAUCUGGAGCUUCAGCUGGAGAGUUCAUUGAAGCACAUCCGGUCGACAAAGACCCAGUUCAUGCUCGAUCAACUCGCCAAUCUCCAGAACAGGGAGCACAUGCUACUAGAGACCAACAAAGUCCUUAAGAGGAAGCUGGAAGAAGCGGGUCCGCAAAUUCCCUUUCAACUUGCCUGGGAAGUAGCAGGUCCCGGCGGCAGCGGUGGCGGCAUUCCAUGUAGCCUCUUUCCUCCUCAACCGGAAGGGUUCUUCCACCCAAUGGACAGCAACCUGUCGCUGCAAAUUGGAUACAAUCCGGCAUGUCUGGACGAGAUGAAUGCUAUGGUUUCAAGCCAAAACGGCGCCGGAUUCAUUCCGGGAUGGAUGGUUUGAACUUGCUGCAUAAACCUGGAGUCUGAAUCAAGCUGGUGAUUUUGUGCAUGUGUACUUUGUAGUUUGUCAUUCGCAAGACAAUAAGUACGUAUUUUUCGGCGCUGUUGAUGACAUAAAAAGAGGAAGGCCACACUUUCCUCUCUGAUGAUCAGGACUUUGAUAAUGUUUGUGUAGCCUGUAAUCGAAACAAGGUAAGCAUUUGUAAUUCUUUUCGAACCCGCUGCCUGCAAUAUCGAGCUGCAUAACUUUCUGUUA